Molecule: messenger RNA, 1104 nt
Organism: Vitrella brassicaformis
Lineage: Eukaryota; Vitrellaceae
Source: the annotation of a GenBank genome assembly
CCUUCAGCCGCUACCAUCGACCUAACCCUCGAGCCAGAGUACGCGGGCCCCCCAGAGGACCCGUCUGUCCGUCUCGCCCGGGACCAGCAGAACAAGGAGUGCGAGGGCGCCACGGAGAGCUUGUCGGAUGCCUGCUUGGCGAGGGGCUCAACGCGAAGCAGUCCGAUUCUCUUUAAAUUUGCAGAGGAGCAAGUCAGCCACGGUGAGGGGCUCUGCAGUCGCAGGCAGAUCCGAUUCUCUUUUGCAGAGGUGCAAGAAUGAACCGAGCUCUUCGGCCGCCGCUGCUGCUGUGCUGCGCCUCCCCCUCCCACGACACCGAGAUGCCCGAGCGGUUCAAGACAGUUGAGCUGUCCGGACUUAGCAACGCCGACAUAGUGGCGAUAUUCGCGCACGAUGAGGAGCUGCGGGACCUGGUGGACACUGCUAGGACGGUAGGUACCUACACUUGCCAAGAGAGAGGGAUGGAUGGAUGGAUGGAUUGAUGGCGUGUAAGGAGAAGAUGAAUGGUGCGACGUUUGCUGCAAUCCUGGACACCGACAACAUGACUGUGCGCAAGGUGAGCGACGAGGUGCUGGGCAGCCACAUCAAGCUCGGCGAGGUCGCCCUCAUCGUCAGAUGGCUCAAAGGCAUCGAUCAAAACGCGGUCAGUCAGUCAGUCAGUGGUACAAAUAUAUGCUUUGAGCAUAAGGGCUGCGGAUCGCCUUUCGUCCAUGCAGGUACAGGUGCCCCUCUCGACGUAGGCGAUAGCUGCAGAUGCGCAUCCAGACCACUGCAUCGAUCAGGUGAGGGAUGUCCGCACACACACACCACGACACAGCCCCACAUGGCCACUGUGGCCAUCUUCGAUCGUGUGCAGGUGGUGUUCUGUUCGAGGGCUGACGACGUAGCGAUAGCGUUUUUCGGUCUUCAUAGCCGGGUUUAGAGUCGAGAGGUGCGGCAUAGUGGGUGGGUGGGUGGCAUGCCGGCUGCUGUGCAUAGGUCUGUCUCUCUCUUGUGUAUGUGACGCAUACGUUUUUGCAUAUAUAAAGAUUUGUGUGUCGGGGGUGCCUGCACGCGAUGCGUCGGCGUAUAGCACGCGAGGAUUGGACAGCUCGUUCAGCUCAU